Messenger RNA from Oldenlandia corymbosa var. corymbosa, 1910 nucleotides. NCBI's taxonomy places the organism in Eukaryota, Viridiplantae, Streptophyta, Magnoliopsida, Gentianales, Rubiaceae. The record is from the annotation of a GenBank genome assembly.
AAAAUUAAUACGAUUUAUGAUUUACGAUGUCGAUUAUUUUUAUAUCCGAGGAGUAAAAUAGAUAGAGAGAAAAACCGAAAAGAAGACCAUAAUGCCGUCUCUCACUAGUCAGUAGUCACAACGGGGACCUAAACUCAUGUGAUGUUCUUUAUUUUAUUGUCGGCACAAAAUCAUCCAUGCCUUUAGUCACUAUAUAUAUGUGACAAACAACACUCUUGCAACUCAAAUCACUCAGCAAAACAAACUUCAGAGAUUCCUCAGUAGCAAUGAGGGGCCAUUCUCAUUUGCUUUGGUUCUUGUGCUUUGUACUUUUUGUAGCCAGUUCUUGUUGCUUUGCGAAUGAGACAGUCAAGGUAGUUGGAUUUGGAGAAUGUGCAGAUUGCAAAGAGUUCAACAUUAAGACUAGCCUGGCAUUUUCAGGGCUUGGGGUGACUGUUGACUGCAAACAGAAGAACGGAGAAUUCAAGAGAAGAGGAUCAGGAGAGCUAAAUGAAGAGGGCAAAUUUGAGGUAUCCCUAUCAAAGGAGAUCAUCCUCAAAGAUGGGAAACUAAGUGAAGAAUGCUAUGCACAAUUGUACAGUGCAGCAUUUGCACCAUGCCCUGCCCAUGAUGGCAUUGAAGCCUCCAAGAUUGUGUUGAUUGAUGGCAAAUUCGGAUUUUCCAAAACCAUCAAAUUCUCCUCAGCAUUAUGCACUUCAGCUUUCUUAUGGCCAUUCUUCAAGUAUCCACCUUUGCCACCUGUUGAGAAUCAUCCUUGGUUUAGCCAUCCUCCGUUGCCUAAAUUCCCUCCAAUUUACAAGAAACCAUGCCCUCCAAUCAUCAAGAAACCGCUUCCUCCCCCGGUGCCGGUUUACACACCCAAACCGAAUCCUCCACCGGUCCCGGUUUACAAGCCAGCACCUAAGCCAAAACCACUCCCUCCUCCGGUACCGGUCUACAAGCCAAAACCGACUCCAAAACCAAAGCCGCUCCCUCCACCGGUUCCGGUUUACAAACCUAAGCCGAAGCCAAAGCCCGUUUCUCCACCGGUCUACAAGCCACCAGUCUACAAGCCCAAACCAAAGCCACCGGUCUACAAGCCACCAGUCUACAAGCCCAAACCAAAACCACCGGUUUACAAGCCACCAGUCUACAAGCCCCCAGUUUACAAGCCAAAGCCAACACCGAAGCCACUUCCACCACCGGUUUACGAGCCAAAACCGAUUCCACCACCGGUUCCAAUCUACAAACCUCCGGUUUACCAAAAACCGCUCCCACCAUUCCCAUUCUUCCCAAAACCGCCAUUCCCAUACAAGAAGCCUUGUCCACCACUUCUUCCUUUCCCUAAGGUCCCCAUUUCCUGGCCUCCAGUACCACCUUUCGGUCAUCCUUAGAGAAAUUUACCGUUAUUCAUUUCUUCUUCCGCAAGUUACAUUUUCUACCAUGCAAAACUUAUGAAGUUACAAGAAUUACCUGUUCCGUGAGAUUUGUCAAUUUAAGUUAGUUGUGAGUUGGGACAAUUUUAUUAUAUGGCUGAAAUGAUUGGGAAAGUUUGUAAAGUUUUCAAGUGCCAUGCAUGCAUGGUAAUAUUUAUUGUCGUUGUACUGUUAUUUCUUUCUUUUUUUCCCCCAUUUUCUUGUGUUUACACUAUCAAAGUCAAUGAAAGUUAGCCUUCGCUCCUUUCUUCAAUUGAUUCGCAAGAUUUUUAUUGAAUGCUGUGUCUAUAUAUGGAUGUGAUCGAUUCAGCAAUUAAUAUGUUGAUUGAUAGUUGGUAGAUGACGAGGAUCUGUACUCUGUAGGGUACAUGAAACCCUCAUCAGCGGUGCUUAUACUACUCUCUUCCUGUUCUCCUCCGAUGUCGUGUGAUAUUUUGUGUUACACUUUCAUAGAUUAAUACAACUUAGCUAUAUAACCAAUAAUGUAAUUAUCUA